AUGUAAACACAAAAAUCAAGGACAAUCGCCUUCGCCUCUUCUUUGGUCGGUUUUUUCCUGAAAAUAAUCAAAAUUAAUCUUUAAUUUACCAAAAAUGAACACCCUAAAACUCCUGCCAACUCUUUUAUCCCGAACAGCACAGAAUACAUUACCCCGUGCAUUUACAAGUUCCGUAGAAAAUCCACUCGAUGAGUCUCACAAGUGGCCUAGGAAAAUAUUCUCUGGCAUUCAACCAACUGGUUCGCUCCACCUAGGCAAUUAUCUUGGAGCUGUGCAGAAAUGGGCCGAACUACAAAAUUCCGGUGAAGACGUAACUUACUGCAUUGUAGACCUCCAUUCGAUUACAGUGCCACAAGACCCCGAGAAGUUACGCAACAACAUCAUUCAAAUGACUGCCACAAUGCUGGCAUGUGGUAUCGAUCCAAACAAAUCCACCCUCUUCCUUCAGUCAACAGUGAAGGAACACUCCGAGCUUAAUUGGAUUCUAGGUUCUUUAACCACAAUUGCUAGGUUAAGACAUCUACCUCAGUACAAAGAUAAAACUCAAAAAAUGAAGGAGAUUCCUUUGGGAUUGUUUUUGUAUCCAGUGCUCCAAGCUGCUGAUAUUCUCCUUUACAAAACCACUCAUGUCCCAGUUGGGGAAGAUCAAGUGCAGCACAUUCAGUUGACCCAACAUUUGGGAAGUCUAUUUAACAAUCGUUUCGGAACCACCUUUCCCGAUUGUCAUGCCAUCAUUGACCGCAAAGAAGCCGCCCGUAUCCGGUCACUGCGCGACCCAUCUAAGAAAAUGUCCAAAUCCGACCCAGAGGUGAAGAGUUGCAUCUAUCUCACCGAUGAACCUGAUGUCAUUGUGGAAAAGAUCAAAAAGGCAGUCACAGACUUCACCUCUGAAGUGACUUAUGAUCCAGAAAAUCGACUAGGAGUGAGUAAUUUAGUUGCCAUUCAUUCGUUGGUUUCGAAUGGCAAGACUCCCGAAGAGAUUUGCAAAGAUGUCCAAGGUAUCGAUACUGGAAAAUACAAAAUGGUUGUUGCCGAAGCUGUCAUAGAACACCUCAAACCGAUUCGAACGAAAAUCAAUGAAUAUUUGAAAAAUCCCAGCGAAUUAGUUUAUAUUCUGGACGAUGGACGGGAGAAGGCGCGGACAAUUGCCGAAGAGACAAUGGCUGAGGUGAAGCAGAAAGUUGGUUUGGGAGCGAAUAUGUCAGAGUUUGCAAUGUUGAAAAAAGUCUCAAAAGGAGUCUAGUCAUGAAAAUGUUGUUGAAUAAAAUGUAUGUGUUAGUUUCGAAAGAAGAAAAUUGAG
This is a messenger RNA of Eupeodes corollae, 1300 nucleotides long. RefSeq names its product tryptophan--tRNA ligase, mitochondrial (gene TrpRS-m). Gene Ontology annotation, cellular component: mitochondrial matrix; mitochondrion. The record is from RefSeq and is a predicted model, not a curated record. Gene Ontology annotation, molecular function: ATP binding; tryptophan-tRNA ligase activity. Bases 95 to 1243 code for a protein of 382 amino acids. The transcript is spliced from 3 exons. Gene Ontology annotation, biological process: mitochondrial tryptophanyl-tRNA aminoacylation. NCBI's taxonomy places the organism in Eukaryota, Metazoa, Arthropoda, Insecta, Diptera, Syrphidae.